GCGCGGGCCGAUGUCGCUGGGCGGCGCGGGCCUCCCGCCGCGGCCGUCGAUGGACUGGCCGCUGAGCAAGGAGGAGAUGCAGAAGUGCGCCCUGCGCUGCUACGAGCAGGAGGUGCGCGCCGCCGACGAGGAGAUGCGCAGCAAGGACGCCGCCCUGCGCCGGGCCAGAGGCCAGCUGAAGGAGCUCCGGCGCGCGAGCAUGGGCUGCAG
Molecule: messenger RNA, 210 nt
Organism: Prorocentrum cordatum
Lineage: Eukaryota; Dinophyceae; Prorocentrales; Prorocentraceae
Source: the annotation of a GenBank genome assembly